This is a messenger RNA of Phlebotomus argentipes, 887 nucleotides long. RefSeq names its product prenylated Rab acceptor protein 1. Lineage: Eukaryota; Metazoa; Arthropoda; Insecta; Diptera; Psychodidae. The transcript is spliced from 2 exons. Bases 260 to 844 code for a protein of 194 amino acids. The record is from RefSeq and is a predicted model, not a curated record. Gene Ontology annotation, cellular component: Golgi apparatus.
CAAUUCGCGACGUCUUGACGUUUUGUGGACACGCAAAAACAGAAGAGAAAGCAUAGAGAUUUUGGAAUUUCUACGUGGAAAACGUAGAGAAAAUCAGUGAAAAUUGCCUCAAACUCUCUUCGGCCUUCGCUUCAUAUCACGUCAGCGCGGAGGAGCGCUGAAAUUCCAGUAUUCAUCGAAUUGUGCGUCCCCGAGGGAAGUCCCACUAAGUGCCUCCUGGUCAGCUUCCGCUGCUCCUGCCCGGACUAGUUGAGAAGCCAUGGACGUGAACAUUGACAUGAGCGACAAGGUGAGCGGAAAUAUGGCUCCGCCACCGCAGUCAGAGCAGAAGAAUCUCUUCUCUUCGGUCUUCAACCGGAGCCGCGUGCCCAACAUUGCCGAGUUGCUGCGCGAGGUGCGACAGAACAUCAGGCCGUGGUCUGAGUUCCUGAACAUGAGCAACUUCAAGACGGUGGCGAACAUUCAGCGCCUGUCCGGACGUCUGGUGAGGAACUUGGCGUACUUCCAGAGCAACUACCUGUUCGUGUUUCUCGGUCUGGUUCUCUACUGUCUGCUCACCUCGCCGCUGAUCCUCAUUGUCCUGGGCGGCGUGUUCUACGCGUGCUACAAAGUGCGACAGCUUAACACGAAGAUCACGAUUCUGCAGAGGGAGCUGAAUGCCGGCCAGCAAUGCAUCCUCAUCAAUUGCGCCGCGAUUCCCAUUCUGUACCUCGCCGGCGCCGGGGCGGCGAUGUUCUGGGUGCUGGGCGCGUCCUUCUUCGUAAUCUCGCUGCACGCCGUCUUCUACAACAUCGACGCCGUGGUCACGGAGGACACGGAAACCUUCCUGGCGGAAACCGUGUGAGCGUCAAAGGCGCUUCUGUACAUACGACGAUAUCACAAAGAGA